AUGACGCUCGCCGAGCUCGGCGUCUUCCCGGCCAUCAGCCUUCCUUUCAGUGCCGACGUUCAAGUUGCUCUUUUCCUCGUCGGCUAUGUUGCCUUACUUGCCCUCAUUCUUUACAUUGGCUUCCGCUGGGACAAGCCCGGUAGGAAACAAUCCGCCCGCUCGCCAAACGUAGUCGAAGCCUACAUUCGCUUCAUCUGGGGCUGCUUUGUCAAGCCUCACACAGGCGACCGCAAUGGAAGCCAGCAGGAUGCCCUGGAGAGUUUCUACAAGCAACAGGCCUCCGUCUACGAUGCCACCCGCGCCAAGCUGCUCCACGGCCGUAACGACAUGUUGGGUCUGGCCGCUGCGCAGUUGCAGCAAAAGGCCAAUGCUGGGCUCUACUCACGCAAGCCCAUCUGGAUUGAUGUUGGUGGUGGCACAGGCUGGAACAUUGAGCAGAUGGCCAAGUUCGUUGACGUCCCUGACUUUUUCCGUUCUGUCUACCUCGUCGACUUCUCGCCUUCCCUCUGUGACAUCGCCAGAGCCCGGUUCGCGCGCCUAGGCUGGACCAACGUCAAAGUCAUCUGCCAGGACGCGCGCACAUUCCGGCUUGCCGACUACGAGUCGGCUGAUGAGACGGCUCUGAUCCCCUUGAGCCAGAACGACUACGUCUCAGGGGGCAAGUCGCACCCCAUCGGUGCGGAACUCGUGACGAUGAGCUAUGCUCUGUCUAUGAUUCCCGAAUUCUACCCCGUCAUCGACUCGCUCUCCUCUUUGCUCUCCCUCAACGGUAUAAUUGGCGUCGUCGAUUUCUAUGUUCAGAGCAAGGUCGACUUCCAGAGCAGGAACUAUGUUGGAGGCGUCAUCGACAGACACUGCAUGUGGCUCUCUCGUGUCUUCUGGAGGACAUGGUUCGAAAUCGACAGAGUGAACCUUGAUCCAGCCCGAAGGGACUAUCUCGAGUACAAGUUUGGGACCAUCCUCAACGUCAACGCCCGCAACCAUUUCCUUGGUGUCCGCAUCCCUUAUUACGUCUGGAUUGGCUGCUCCAGAGAGAGUGGCUCCUCCCACGGGAAGCUUGCAGAGAUUGACGCCGCUGCCACCGAAUCGCCCUUCUUGUCUGCUCUUGACCUCCAGGCCAGGACCUCCGGUCGCCGCGAUAGUGGCAUGGAGCUUCAUAGCAAAGCCUACGAAUCCGCCGUCGUAAAUCUCGCUGCCAGUCUCCCGCUGCCGGCCAGUUGGUACCAGAACCAUCACUGGCGUAUCUACUACGAUGACCAGCUGGAGAAGCACCGCCAGUUCAAAGAUGAAUACAUCUACGCCUUCACUUGGGAAGAUAGCCGUGUCGAUGCUCGCCUGCUUCAGGUGAACUCGAAUGAUGUCAUUCUGGCAAUAACGAGUGCUGGCGACAACAUCCUGUCCUUUGCCCUGGAGAAGCCAAAGCGGAUCCACGCUGUUGAUCUAAACCCGAAUCAGAACCACCUUCUUGAGCUCAAAGUUGCCGCUUUCACGGCCCUGCCUUAUGCAGAUGUAUGGAAGCUUUUUGGUGAAGGCAAGCAUGAGUCUUUCCGCGAAUUACUCAUCAGCAAGCUUUCACCGCACCUCUCCAGUCUUGCCUUCCAGUUCUGGUUACAUCACGGAGAACAGGCCUUCUCAGCCUCUGGGAAAGGGCUGUAUUCAACCGGUGGCUCGGGUUUUGCGCUCGCGUGGGUUGGACGUUUGCUACGCUUCAUGGGUCUCGAGCAAGAAGUCGAUAGGCUGUGCGCUGCAGAGACGUUGAACGAGCAGCGCGAGAUCUGGCAGCGCAGUAUCCGAAAGGUUCUGCUCAGCAGGCUCCUCGCAUGGACGGUCAUCGGCAACGAGAAAUGGCUGUGGAAGGCUCUGGGUGUUCCGCCAAACCAGAGGAACAUGAUCGAGGAGGAUUAUGCGAAACUGAACGGAGAGGAGCAGUCUCAAAAGCGACAAGGAAGCCGAGCCUCGUCAAACGGUGCUCUUACCAGCGGCCUCAUGUCCGGACAUGCCAUUUGGCAGUACGCCGUGAACACGCUCGAUCCCGUCGUCAACAACACGCUGCUCAGCAACGACAACCACUAUUACAUGGUCUGCCUCAAGGGCCACUACACGCGCCGCUCGCACCCGGACUACCUCACGCCCAAGGCCCACAUCAAGCUCUCCAAGUCCUCACCCUCGACGCCGUCUUCUCCACUCUCAUCCCCCUUUUCUUCCCCAACCACCUCGCCUCGCCCCGACCACCACCACCACCACCACCACCACCACCACCACAACCCCUCCACCCUCGGCCCAUCCCCCAUCCCCGCCCCCUCACCACGCAGCACGAGCACCGCCUUCAACGGUCUACGCAUCCACACCGACGAGAUGAACGAGGUGCUGUCACGCAUGGCGCCGGCGACCCUGACCAUCGCCGUCGUCAUGGACAGUAUGGACUGGUUCGACCCGAACGCCCCCUCAGCCGCCACGGCGCAGAUACGCGCGCUCAACCGCGCGCUGCGGGCCCGCGGCCGCGUGCUCCUGCGCUCCGCCUCGCUGCAGCCCUGGUACGUUGCCGUCUUCGAGCGCAACGGCUUCGCCGCCCGGCGCGUCGGCGCGAGGUGGCCGGGGGAGUGCAUCGAUCGCGUCAAUAUGUAUGCGAGCACGUGGAUCUGUACUAAGGUGGCUGAGGUGGCGGGCGGAGAAGAGGGAGAGGGGGAGCUGUCAAAGUGUGUUGUUGAUGGGCUCGGGAGGCCGAUGGAGAGGUUGGACAUCUGA
Lasiodiplodia theobromae is the source of this 2745-nucleotide messenger RNA. RefSeq names its product 3-amino-3-carboxypropyl transferase protein. Lineage: Eukaryota; Fungi; Ascomycota; Dothideomycetes; Botryosphaeriales; Botryosphaeriaceae. The transcript is spliced from 3 exons. Bases 1 to 2745 code for a protein of 914 amino acids. The record is from RefSeq and is a predicted model, not a curated record.